This is a messenger RNA of Thermothielavioides terrestris NRRL 8126, 2164 nucleotides long. RefSeq lists its product as uncharacterized. The record is from RefSeq and is a predicted model, not a curated record. Bases 153 to 2084 code for a protein of 643 amino acids. The transcript has a single exon. Gene Ontology annotation, biological process: vesicle-mediated transport; protein targeting to vacuole. NCBI's taxonomy places the organism in Eukaryota, Fungi, Ascomycota, Sordariomycetes, Sordariales, Chaetomiaceae. Gene Ontology annotation, cellular component: fungal-type vacuole membrane; Mon1-Ccz1 complex.
CAAAGGUGCCUGAUCAUAACCACUGUCGUCAUUCCAUCCCGCUCCACACACUACCGACAAUGGCGCAUCGGCGUCCCAACAUACCAGAAUUUGGAACUCGCUGAGAAAUUGCAGACAAUGCGCGAGUUGAACCACCGGGGGGUGCAUCGACAAUGGCUCGGGAAGCGGAAGCUGGGCCUUCCAACAACGGCGGCAGCGGCGCCGACACGCAGCCCAAGGUGACGACCCCAAAGCCGUCGCCGCCGUCCCCGCCGCCGCCUCUCCCACCGCGUCGAAAGCCGUCCGGCGAAAGCCUUGCGCAGGUAGCCCCAACUCGAGCGCGGCCCACAACGGCCGUCUCGCCCAUCGACAUCGCGACCCUGUCGUUUCCCGACGGUUCGCGAGGCACCUUUUCCACAAGCGCAACCCCGGCUGUGUCCACUCCGGCUGCCACCGGAUAUGUGGUCCCCGGUCGAGAUGCGACGGCCGGCGGCGACCCUGCUGAUGUGAUGAGCAUCAUGAGCUUCGCUCCCACCCUGCGCCCACCAGGCGACCUUGCCAGCCUCGUUGCAGGUGGACUCAAUAGGAAGAGCCUCGCUUGGACCAUGCUGCGGUCGCAAGCCGAAACUGUCCGGCCCUUUGAGAGCAUUGAGCUCGGCGCCCCCGGCGACCUCGCCGGAUUUGAAAGGGAGUUCGACGAGAUCCCGGACGAUGCCAGUGACGAUGUCCGAUUGGCAAUCUGGAAGUCCAAGAUGAAGCAUUACAUGAUCCUCUCGUCGGCCGGGAAACCGAUCUACAGCCGCCACGGCGACCUGGGCCUGAUCAACUCGUAUAUGGGCGUGGUGCAGACCAUCAUCUCGUUCUUCGAAGGUGCAAAGAACCCGCUGCUGGGCUUUACCGCUGGCAACGCCCGGUUCGUCGUCGCCAUCGAGGGCCCCCUUUAUUUCGUGGCCAUCAGCAGGCUGGGUGAAAGUGAUGCGCAGCUGAGGAGCCAGCUAGACGCCUUGUAUAUGCAGAUCUUGUCCACUCUGACUCUCCCCACGCUCAAGAACAUAUUCGCCCACCGCCCAUCCACCGACCUUAGGAAGCCCCUGGAGGGUACCGAGUCGCUCCUCUCGUCCCUUGCCGACAGCUUCACCAAGGGUUCUCCUUCUACGCUGCUUGGCGCUCUUGAAUGUCUCAGGUUACGGAAGUCACAGCGCCACGCGAUAAACAAUGUCUUCCUCAAGAACCGCUGCGAAAAGCUUCUUUACGGACUCAUUGUCGCCGGCGGGAAGCUUGUCAGCGUCAUCCGGCCGCGCAAGCACUCGCUUCACCCGAGCGACCUCCAGCUCAUCUUCAACAUGCUCUUUGAGUCUUGCGGUAUUAAGUCAGGGGGCGGAGAGAGUUGGAUCCCGCUCUGCCUCCCAGCCUUCAACAGCCGUGGUUAUCUCUACAUGUACGUCAGCUUCUUCGAUGGGAAGCCAGAUACCGCGUUUCCGAGCGAGCCGGCCCAAAAAGCGGCUGGAUCAUCGGAUCACGACGACGAGAAGACCACAGACGAGGAAGAGAUCGCCCUCAUCCUCAUCUCCCCCGACAAGGAAUCGUUUUACGACCUUAAGGAGAUGCGGGACAAGCUCGCCGCCCAGCUCACCAAAGCCGGCCACCUCUCCCUCAUCCGCUCCGCCGCCCGCGAAGGCCGCCCCAAGAUCCAAGCCGUCGCUCCGGGCGCGCAGAUCUCCCACUUCCUCUACAAGUCGCGCGCAAACGUGCAGUUCUGCAUGUCUUCCCUCGAGCCCGCCUCCUUUUCCUCCUCCUCCUCAUCGCCGUCCCAUUCGACGCCACCAGCGUCAGCAUCCGAGCAGAUGCUCACCCGCCGCCGGCUCAUGACCGUCUACCACGAGCUCCACGCCGCCGUGCAUGCCAAGCACGCGCACCUGAAGGUCCUCCACGCCGUGGGCGAGGACGCGGCGAGUUUGGCGUGGAUCACGCCCACCUUCGAGUUCUAUUGCGUGGCGGGGCCGAAUGUCUCGCGUGCGGCCAUGGCGCAGGGGGCGAAUAAGGUGGUUCAGUGGGCCAAGAGGGAGGAGGAGAGGCUGUUUAUCAUCGGCGGCGGCGUGUUUUAGUGCGAGCCUCUGUGAUGCCAAAGAUGGGAGAGAUGAUCUAUCCCGCGUUUUGAUCUAUGAGUGUGUAUAUCUGGGCCGGG